GAGAGAAUGCUAGAAGAGGUACCAGUGUAAAAUGAGAUGCUGAACAUUGGAGGGAUGCUGACUGGACACCUGCUGCUGAGUCAAGGACUAAAGAACUGAAAGAUGAUUUAGAAUCAAGCUGACUAGAGAAAAUGAAGAGAAAUCUCCAAUUUGCAGGCAGAAGAGUGAAUGGCCAAGUGAAUAAAAAGGAAAAGAUUAGACGAGCUCUUCAGAGGGAGCAGUGAAGUGUGGCAAGUUGUGUGAAUCCGAGGGAAAAGAGUAAAAGAGAGCAAUCUAGCAAAAGUGAAAUAGGUUGAAGAGAUGGGAUUUUUUUUUUUCACCUGACCAGGAAAUUGGCACUCUUCAUCAUCAUCAUCACGGAGCAGCGUUAACUGCAUAUUUACAAGGAUAAGGAUGAACGACAUCAAUUAUCAUGGCACAGAUUAAGUUAAAAACAUCAAAGUGAGCAUCAUCAGAGAACAAACUGAAUCAACCGGUGUGUUGGAUGAAGUGCACUGAUCCAGAGCAGUUAAUCUGUCCAGACACCUUGGAGGAAGGAUCAUCCUUUUUAAUGCCUUUCUUAAAUCUCCAGCUUUCUCUCUCACAACAUCCAUCUCUCCACUUGCAUUCUCUUCUGUCUUUUUCACUCUCUUAGCCUCACUCUCCUUCUUCUGCUAUUCUUCGUUCUGGGAUGGAGUGAUUUCAGGAGUGGAUAGUAGCCAUGCCUGUAAUGAAGGGGCUCCUGGCCCCCCAGAAUACUUUCCUGGACACCAUCGCCAAGCACUUCGACGGCACCCACAGCAACUUCCUGCUGGGAAACGCGCAGGGCUGUCGUGGUUAUCCUAUCGUCUACUGUUCCGAUGGCUUCUGUGAACUGACUGGCUUUGCACGAACUGAGGUCAUGAAGAAGACAUGUACAUGCCGCUUUCUCCACGGAGAAGAAACGAGUGAGAGAGUGACUCAGCAAGUGCAGAAGACUCUGGAAGGCCAGAGAGAAUACCAGGCUGAAGUCCGCUACUACAGGAAGAAUGGAACUUCGUUCUGGUGCCUGCUGGACAUUGUGCCUAUAAAGAAUGAGAAAGGAGAGGUGGUGCUGUUCCUCUUUUCCUUCAAAGACAUAACUGAUUCGUACGGAAAGACACACCACUGCUCCAAGAUGCAGGAAGAUGGCACUCAGAACAGGAAGUCCAGCCGCUCUCAUCUCACUCGUGCGCGCGAGCGGGGGCGGAGUGUCCUGUACCACCUGACCAGUCAGUUCACCAAUAGAAACAAAGAGAAACUGGCAAAUAAUGUUUUCCCGAAGCCAACUCUCCCUGAAUACAAGGUUGCGUCAGUCCAGAAGUCCCGCUUCAUCCUGCUCCAUUACAGCGUCUGCAAAGCAUUGUGGGACUGGUUAAUCCUCCUAGCGACGUUCUACGUGGCCGUCACCGUCCCUUAUAACGUGUGCUUCUCCGCCCCCGACGACAGUAACCACGAUGACCCGGAGUGUGACUCCUCCUACCGAAGCACUAUCGUCAGCGACAUAGCAGUGGAGAUGCUCUUCAUCCUCGAUAUCAUCUUGAAUUUCCGCACUACUUACGUGGGGCCGGCCGGGCAGGUGGUGUAUGAUGCACGCUCCAUCUGUCUUCAUUAUUCUGCCACCUGGUUCAUCCUGGACCUCAUCGCUGCCCUGCCCUUUGACCUGCUCUAUGCCUUCAACAUCUCGGUGACAUCUUUAGUGCACCUGCUGAAGACGGUGCGUCUGCUGCGUUUGCUGCGUCUGCUGCAGAAGGUGGACCGGUACUCGCAGUACAGCGCCGUGGUACUCACGCUCCUCAUGUCCGUCUUCGCUCUGCUCGCACACUGGCUCGCAUGCGUCUGGUACGUCAUCGGCCGCAAAGAGCUCACCAGCAACGACCCAGUUACCUGGGACAUCGGCUGGCUGCAGGAGCUGGGGAAGCGCUUGGAGACUCCUUACACAAACGGCACAGUUGGCGGGCCUUCCAUGCGCAGCGCCUACAUUGCAUCGCUCUACUUCACCCUUAGCAGUCUGACCAGCGUGGGUUUCGGCAACGUCUGUGCCAACACUGAUGCCGAGAAGAUCUUCUCCAUCUGCACCAUGCUCAUUGGUGCUCUGAUGCACGCCGUGGUGUUUGGCAACGUGACAGCCAUCAUUCAGCGCAUGUACUCGCGCCGUUCCCUCUACCACACACGCAUGAAGGAUCUUAAGGACUUUAUCCGUGUGCAUCGCCUGCCUCAGCAGCUAAAGCAGCGCAUGCUGGAGUACUUCCAAACCACCUGGUCAGUUACCAACGGGAUCAAUGCUAAUGAGUUACUGCACGACUUCCCAGAUGAGUUACGGGCCGACAUCGCCAUGCACCUCAACAAGGACAUCCUGCAGCUGCCCCUCUUCUCCUCUGCCAGUAGAGGGUGCCUGCGCUCACUCUCUCUGCACAUCAAGACUUCUUUCUGCGCUCCGGGUGAAUAUCUCAUCCGGCACGGAGAUGCCCUACAUGCUCAUCACUUCGUUUGCUCCGGAUCCCUCGAGGUGCUUAAGGAUGGGAUGGUGCUUGCCAUAUUGGGUAAGGGAGAUUUGAUUGGAGCAGACUUGCCUGGGCGGGAUCAGGUGAUCAAGGCCAAUGCGGAUGUGAAAGCUCUGACCUACUGUGACCUGCAGUACAUCAGUAUCAGGGCGAUGCGCGAGGUCCUCGAGCUCUAUCCUGAAUACGGCAACCGCUUCAAUGAGGACAUUCAUCACAACCUCACGUACAACCUCAGAGAGGGUCAGACUCGAUUUCCUCGCUCUCCAAGAAUCUCACAGGGCCGUUCUGACUCCCUCCUUACUCCUGAGCCAAAAUUGCCCUUUAUUGUGGAGGCUGAGGAUGAGGAUGAUCCAGGACAGGAAGUAGGCAGGCAGCCGUUGCUCUCCAGCAUGGAAGGAAACUCAAACCAUUCUGCUCUGAGCGCCAUGUUAGGGGAAGAGCUACGCCAUUUCGGCAUGCUCCGCCUUUGCCGCUCUCCAACCCAAGGCUACCGAGGACAGAGUCCUUCCCCCCACCCCCCAGCCAGUGAAGAGCUGUGCCCCCCUGUGAUCGACACGGGCCCCGUCAACCGUCCAGCCAAGCUGCUCAUCCCCUCACUUACCUGCGUCAGUCCACUAGACCUGAGCCCCAGGGUUGUGGAUGGUAUUGAGGAUAAUGAACCAGCAUUUCACUUCAAUGUGGAGCCCAGUGAGGUCACUUCUAAUCGAAGAGCCAAAGAUCCCUUACAGGUGAAUGCCAACCUUUUACUUGAGACAGAAGAAGUUAGACAAAGCAUCUCCCAACUCAACACAGAGAUGAACCGCUUGAACCAGGAAGUGUCCAAUCUGGCCAAAGGUCUGCAUGAGAUGAUGCACUUCUUACAUACUCAUGUGACCAUGCCCCACUUCCCUUCCUCUGUCCCACCAUACUCGUCUUUUAGCCUCCAUGCACAAACCAGCAACACCAGCCUGACACCAUCCCCCUCUGACUGGCCACCUCGGAUGUCUUUCAACCUGGCCACAGCUCCCAGCUGUGGCUGCGGAAGAGGCUCUGUUCUGGGACAGGAAGUAGAAAUGGAGCAUCUCCAUCCACCUCCCAGUCCUCCACACAGCACCUGCCCUCACUCUCUGUUCUGCCCUGAACAGGAAAGACUCUCUGCCUUGGGACUGGAGAGUCAGCCGAGUCCAUACCAGACAUCCAGGACAACACCAAAUUCGCAAUACAUGGGCCACUCAGCUGGCCGGGCGGUGCCCUGUCUCCUCAGCUUGGCUCCCAGCUUCCCCUCAGUCUCAGGACCUAGCAGGAUGGCACCUCAAACAAACUCUCCAAGUAAAGCUUUGUGUUCUCAUGGAAGUCUCAGUCAGUCACACUCCACUCUAAGCCUGCAGACCACCCCUGACCUCACAUGCCAACGUUCCACACCCAUCCACAUCUCUCUUACACCAACUGGGCAAUCACAGCCCUUUACAGCCGUCAGUCCGCUUAUGCAUGCUGGGAUUUGUAGCCCGAGCUCCUUACACUUGCCAACAGGGCCUAGACAGAAUGACCUGGUCGGGUCCAGUCCUGUUCACCUGCAUGACCCCACCCCAACCCCCACUGGGGAAAUGACUGAUACAGAGAGCCUGGGUCCUGCAGGGGUCUAAAUACAGUAUUUACUACAUUUCUUUCACAAUUCUUUCAGUGUAAAGACGUGCAUUGCAUGCCAGUUCCUCCAAAAAAGCAGUGGUGUUGCAAAGAGUUUACAGUCUGCAUAGAAAUUUGCAUUUGUUUUUUUUUUGUUUUGUUUUUUUUUUGCUUUGCUUUGACACUAUUACCUCAUAAUCUCCAUUGCAGCUAGCUUCACCAAAGAACAAGUGCUGCCUGGCAUUUCAAACUAAAUGAAACAUGAAUGUUUAAAUGACAACAUGUAUAGCAUACAAACAUACACAAGUAUGAUGUAGAGAGCUAAAACACAUGGCGUUAAAGAUAUUUCAGAGGAAGGAGGGUUCUAUAUAUUUCUAGUCCCUGAGCAAAUGCAGAUUCUGUGAGCUCACUUCCCAUUUCUUGAAAAGUUUUUAGUCCAAGCCCCUUGAAGGCCCCCGCCACCUACAGGCCCAGUUCCAGUACUUCCCAAGCGUGUCACCCAUCAAAGGGAACAAAAAAGGGCCGUUUUUAAAUUUAUUUCCACAGGCAGUUUUCUGAUCGAGGUAAUUUUGUUAGACAUGUUCUACAAGAGGAUUGAACCAGUUUGUCUCUGGUUUUCCAGGUCAAAACAGUAUUUCUAUGAAAAGGUUUGGUUUUGACUUGAGUAUAGCAAGUAAACAUAACGAUUCAGGGCGUCCAGGCUGCAUCAGGUACGGUAUUGAGAAAUAACAACAGCAGCAACAAUAAAACAAUGUAUAUAGCAAAUGUAGUGGAAUGUCCUAGAUCGCUCCAUGGGGCCUGAACCAGGCAACUCAUCCCAUGCGGAGAAAAACGACAGUGAGAUAAGGGCGGCCCUGGGAGUCCUGAUCUCAUAUCAGCUCCUCCUUGUCUAAAAAAGCUCACUCAUUAGUGUACGAAUGGCAGUCGCUGAUAUGGCAGCAGAAGAGAGGAGUAUCUUCCACUGAAGUGGCUGAAACAUAAUCCGCCCUUAUGUAUCACCCAAGCGGCCAUGUGCAGCACGUGGAGGAGGGUAAAGCAGAAGCAUAUGCUCCCAUACACUCAAUGUGAUUCUUCACCUGUGUGUUUUAGAUGAAAAGAUCCUGAAGACACUUACAUUUUGGCCCUGGAUUAGUCUCUGUGUUGCCAGCAGCAAAGUUCAGCAAGUUUUAAACACCAAUUAAAAGUAGGCUACUUAAAAAUAGGAUAACAUUCACUAGGACUUCGCAAAUAGGACACCAAGGUCAUCCUAUUUGCAGUGACAACCCUGGUGAGCAAGAUUUACAAGGAAUUACUUGUGCUCUGUCCAUUUGAGCCAAAUAAUUAUUAUACAAUGUCAACAUAAUGUUCGCCUAUUUGUUUUAUUUAAAAGUACUGAAAAUUACUUUUAAUUAUUUACUUUUUAGUGGGUGGUUCAGUGGUGCAGGGGGCAGUUGGAUCCUGAGCUUGGGUUUGAUUCAGGGUUUGAUGACUUUGAUUCAGGUUCUCUGGUUUUCUCCCACCUUCCAGAAAUAUGCUGGUAGAUGGCUCCAGAAAUAUGCUGCUAGAUGUAUUGGCUACUCUAGUUGUCCCAUUCAGGAUAUAUUCCCACCUCAUGGCCAGUUUUCCCAGGACGGGCUCCAGAUCCAUCACAACCCUGACAGAGAUAAUGUAUUAAGUGAAGAUGAAAGACUGAAAGUUAAAGUAUUGAAGUGUUUGGCACAUUGUAUUAUUGUAGUAUUGAAAAAGUGUCUACGUUUCGCAGAGCAGAUACACUUGCACUGGUCAGGAAACACAGUGUAGUUGGGAAUUUCUUUGAAAAGAAAAGACACAAGUGCUGGUUAGCUAACUACACAGGUUGCUAGCAUGCUAGCAGAAUAAAAUAAUAAAUCUAUGACAGCUGUCAUUUUCUAGAUGGAAUAGUCAUCUACAUAAAACAUAUUUUAACAUAUCAAAUCAUUCACAUAUUUAUUUCUCGUUUGAAAUAGUAAAAAUGUAUUGCUCAAAAGAGUGUAAUGCAUUCUGAGCAAGUAGUGCAUCUUAUUCUGAACUGCCUGUGCAAUUGAGAUUGCAGUUGGAGCUGCUCAAGGGUCUGAUUUAAAAAUACUUUCUGGAACGCAUGCUACUUUUUCUACCGUGGAUAUGCUGCUUGAGUUCAUUUGUGCAGCCUAAAGUUAAUGUACUAUAGAGAAGCCAAUACUGGCACAAAGAAUGCUGUGCUAAUUAAAUUUCCACGCUGCAUGAUCUUACUUUGAGAUAUUUCCUUCUGUGUUUUCUGUGUUUUGUUCUUUCACUGCUUUUGUUGUUUAGAUCACAGCACGGCGACAGAAGGGAAUGUUUGUAAGUCUUGCCAUUAUAAGUUUCGAGUAGCUUAUCGUUAGGGUUUCCAGUUUUUUUUUCUGAGGUACCAGUUAUUAAAUGCUGCAGUAAUAUUAUCCUCCACACUUUCUAAUGAAAAAGCUUCUUGAAGUUAGUGCACAGGUUUUCUGGCUGUAUGAGGAUUCUAUUUUCAUAUUUAUUUUUUACUAAUUAUUAAAUGUCUUGCUGAUUUGUUAUAGCAUUUUAAGGCUUUUUGCCCGUAAAAACAUAAACUUGUCCAUUAUUGCAUUUUUUAAAGGUUUUAUGAAUUAUCUUAAAAUUCUGAAAAUGUGUUUGAUUGAGUUUUGGUGUCCUAUUUGUAUUUACGGAACAUAAUUAUUUUUUGUUUUUGCUCUGUAAAGUAAAAAAAGUGUAUUGUUUCAUUGCAUUGA
Messenger RNA from Pangasianodon hypophthalmus (striped catfish), 6829 nucleotides. It is a transcript of the gene kcnh4a, whose product is annotated as potassium voltage-gated channel, subfamily H (eag-related), member 4a. NCBI's taxonomy places the organism in Eukaryota, Metazoa, Chordata, Actinopteri, Siluriformes, Pangasiidae. Gene Ontology annotation, cellular component: membrane. The record is from RefSeq and is a predicted model, not a curated record. The transcript is spliced from 16 exons. Gene Ontology annotation, molecular function: voltage-gated potassium channel activity. The coding region runs from base 701 to 4123 and encodes 1140 amino acids. Gene Ontology annotation, biological process: potassium ion transmembrane transport; regulation of membrane potential.